Molecule: messenger RNA, 1112 nt
Organism: Brachypodium distachyon (stiff brome)
Lineage: Eukaryota; Viridiplantae; Streptophyta; Magnoliopsida; Poales; Poaceae
Product: probable cytokinin riboside 5'-monophosphate phosphoribohydrolase LOGL2
Exons: 7
Coding region: 152-880 (242 amino acids)
Biological process (GO): cytokinin biosynthetic process
Cellular component (GO): cytosol; nucleus
Molecular function (GO): hydrolase activity, hydrolyzing N-glycosyl compounds
Source: RefSeq, a predicted model, not a curated record
ACUUCGCUAGUGGUGGUCUGCACUCGAGUAUAUACGGCCAGGCAGGCUAAGUCUUGUUGUAGUGGGUUAUCUCAGCAGUGAGAUAAAAUAAGAAGGAAAACCCUAUAGAACCUGAAGAGAAGAGAGUACUAGCAGGCUGCUACUAGCAGCAAUGGAGAUCAAGAUCGAUGAGAAGGCACCGGAGGUGGUGGUGCCAUCGCGGUUCAGGAGGAUAUGUGUGUUCUGUGGGAGCAGCCAUGGCAAGAAGAAGAGCUACCAGGAUGCUGCCAUUGAGCUUGGAAAAGAGCUGGUGUCAAGAAAGAUUGAUCUGGUGUAUGGAGGAGGGAGUGUAGGGUUGAUGGGCCUGGUUUCUCAAGCAGUGUACAAUGGAGGAAGGCAUGUUAUUGGGGUAAUUCCCAAGACCCUCAUGCCUAGAGAGAUAUCGGGUGAAACGGUGGGAGAGGUGAAAGCAGUGGCUGAUAUGCACCAGAGGAAGGCUGAGAUGGCCAGGCAGUCCGAUGCCUUUAUAGCAUUGCCUGGGGGGUAUGGAACUCUUGAAGAGUUACUAGAAGUGAUUGCAUGGGCUCAGCUUGGCAUCCACAACAAACCGGUUGGACUGCUAAAUGUCGACGGCUACUACAACCCGUUGUUGGCUUUCAUCGAGAAAGCUGUGGAGGAAGGGUUCAUCAAGCCUACAGCCCAGCAUAUCAUUGUCUUGGCUCCAACACCUAAGGAACUGAUUGAAAAGCUGGAGGAGUACUCGCCUCGGCACGAGAAAGUGGUGCCGCAGAUGAAAUGGGAGAUGGAACAGCUGAGCUACUCCCAGAACUGUGAGAUCCCCGUGGCAAAGGAGGGGAAGGUGAUCAUGGAAGCGCAAUUGGGAAACACGGUGUGGAUGUAGGCACUCACUACGGGAAGCAGGUCAAUUUGUAAUAUCAUUGUGACACUAGUAAUAUAGGUCGGACAUUGGCAUGGACGCGCCAACAGUAUGUCUGACUAUUGUCUUAAUCUUUAGGUUGCUGUAACUUUGGUAGAAGGUGCUCGUUCUUGAUAUACAGUAUUCGGCUUGAUCGUUCAUGUAAAAUUUGGUAGUCGUAUAUGCUAUCUAUGGAACUUUGGUAGAAGGUGCUUUA